Messenger RNA from Naegleria lovaniensis, 4968 nucleotides. RefSeq lists its product as uncharacterized. The transcript is spliced from 2 exons. The record is from RefSeq and is a predicted model, not a curated record. Lineage: Eukaryota; Heterolobosea; Eutetramitea; Acrasida; Naegleriidae. Bases 1 to 4968 code for a protein of 1655 amino acids.
AUGUUCAGAAAGCAUUCACAAGAAGCCAAAUCACAAGAAGCAAAAUUUCAGGAAGCCAGACUUUUGCAACAAGCUCGUGAUGGCUUCAAACUGCCGUUAGAAUCAUCUCAGGCUUCUCUUCAAGGAAUAACCUGUGUGAUGGAGACAUCUACACCAACACUAGUUAAUGCUUCCGCCUACUUCCAAGCAGAAAAUUCCUUGUGUGGUUCAGCUCCCCAAAUUACCUUUGGUGGCACGUUUAGAAAUUAUAUUGACGAAGUUAUUAAUACCAUAGAUUCGUUGUCAUCAGACCCACACCAGAAGGACCAUUCACUCCAAUUACUUUUCCAAACAGACUUUGCAAACUUUAUCACAGACGAUGAAAAUCCACAACUUGAUCCACCAUCCAAUAAGAGCCUUAAAAAACUGAGAUCGAUAAUAAGUACAUGGACGUUACGAUCUUUGAGAGCCCCUGUAAUUAAUGAAACAAGUGAACCUUGUAUUUGUCUUUGCAAAAAGCUUGGUCAAAACUUUUACCAACCUAAACGUGGACCAUUCUCUGUUCUUCAAAGAAGCUUGAUUUUGAUCUGUGUUGGUUACAAUUUUGCUCUAGCUACCUGCCUUCCACACUACCUUGUUCUUGUACUCAGGUUUUGUUGUGAGGUAUUGGCUCUAACAAAGGAUUACAGUAAUUUAUUGCGUCUAACACUUCCAAGUAGUAUACUUAAGUUUGUUGCAUCUACUUCAGUUUCUCUUCCUACUAAAAAAAAGGAGAGAACUGUAGAAGAAAUAACAAUCAAGAUAUUGGAAUCGUUGUGUGAAAAAGUUGCAAGUUAUGGAGCCAACAUCAACAAAGUAAUGGAAACCUUUCCUGCACAGACACUAUUCGAAGAAGUUCCAUUCGUGAUUACCAAAGAUAUUUCAUACUUGUUGGACUCCAUCGCAGCUUGCAGGCCGAUUCUCCAAUCUUUAUCUUCAAAACACUUUACCAUAUGUGAAAACAUCUUGGCUAUGAUGAUUGAGAAGAAUCUUAUCAAUAUUACUGUCGACAAACUAGUGCAAUGUAACGAUAGCAUUCUCCAUUUAACUUCUUAUUUUGACGAAAGUAUGAACAAAUAUUUCAGUUAUAGUCUCUUGCUUGACUCAACUGCAUUCAAAGCUGCUACUAAAUUACAAGAUGCGUAUCAAAGCUUAAAGGGAUGUAAACUCGACGCUAAGAUAACCUUUUAUACAAAUUUACAGGCUAUGUGGUCUCUAUUUUAUCGAGUACUGUAUUAUUCUCAAGCACUCUACGUAACUCCAAGUAGCAAGCGUACUGAAUAUUUGAAAGGUCACUUGAAUCUGACCAAAGACUUCUUCCAAAUCUCUACAGGUCUAUUAACAGAAUUCUCAAAGUACUGUUAUGACACAAUGAUUUCUGAUCAAUCAUACAUUUUUUGCCUUAGCAAUAUAUCUCAAGCCCUAAAGUAUUGUUCUACAUAUAGUCUAACUUUUGAGGAAUGGACAGAUCUAGAACACAACUUUAAACAGUACUGGUUGAAAUGGUUAAACAUUCGUAGCGAUCCAAAAAUUGUGCUGGAGAACCAAGUUAACAGUCAUGUAACGGAGAUUUACCAAGAUCUUGCCAUUGGCAUCCUUACUACACAUUUAGUUGUACCAUGUAACUGGGCUACAAGACGCCCCCCAAUCAUUUUAGGAGGAACAAGAUUUAUCAGAAUCUCUGAUGCUUGCUCUUAUAGCAUCGAGACAGCUGAUACCAUUUCUAUUGAUGCCAUGACAGAUGACUCUGAUGCUUCUACCUAUUCAUCACGAACGUAUAAUGAUGAUGCUGACAUUGAAAAAUUGUUUUUCCAAUUUGUACCAGAUGUGAAUGACGCAGAUCACAAAUAUGAUAUGUGUUUUGGAACAAAAAUUUAUUUGGACGAAAAGUACUCAGCAUUGCAAGUUCUUAGCAACGUUCCCUCAAAAAGAUUACCAAUAUUGAGCGCCAUACGUGUUCUAUAUGAAGUAGCUCAAAAACACUGUGCAAAUGUUAAUCCAAAUACGAUACACAGUUUUGUGCAAGCAAUGAUUGCUCAGGAUACAGAGGAUUUAUACGCUCUUUCACUUAGCGAAUUGAAGCAAAAAUUACUUUGGGAUAUCAUAGUUCCUUGUCAACAACUCCAAUAUGUAAACACACUCAACGACUAUUACAACUAUGUUGAAGAGAUCGAGACUGAUUGUAGUUUGACAGAAAAUGACAUACUUGAAGCCAUUUUAGAAAAAGAUCAAUUGCGGUUGGUCUCUAAACUUAACUCAGUAUCCGAUACCGUCCAAUAUUUGCUGGAUUUGUUUAAUCAAGAUGCAUACUGGCUUAAAAAAUUUUGCUACUUUCUAAACCAUCCUCAACACACUAAUAGUAUUUUAUAUCAGCUAGAGUCAUGUGGUUUUGAAAAGUUUAGAAUCGUUGUUUACCGUAUGCUUGAUAUUUACAUCAAUAUUUUGAAUAUCAAUGACCUCAGAGCAGCUGCUCCUAUAUUCAAAGAUCGAUUUAUCCAAUUUUUAAAUUCCAUUACUAGCAGCUAUUAUCAGGCAACUGCACUGAAAGCUAUAUUCAUGAAGAUGACAGAACUCAACUUUGCCCAAACAAUGCCCACUGUCACAACGAUAGAGGCAUUCAAUUUUUGUACAGACCUUGCCAUGAUUCUUAGAGACAAAUCAUCAUUGGAGCACUCCAUUUUAAAAAACUCUUUAAACGAAUUUGGAGAAUAUCUCAAAGAUGGAAAUUCGUGGACAGGUCUUUCUUUCAGCGGCUCUUUUUUCCUUACAUGCCCUCUUUGGUUUGCAUGCCCUCGUUUUACAACUACACUUUCUCACAAACUAGAUCUCAUUAGAGACUAUUUAUAUGUUUCAAUUGAACAUUUUAAUGAUUCGUUUGUACCAACUCUCAUAAGAGCCAAGAUUUUGAGACUUGUUUAUGAGCAUGUAGUUUCUAAUGCAAACGGAAUAUCAUCUCCAUUGACUUCUCAUCUUCCUCAUUUUGUAAACAUCUUGACCUUACCUCAAAAUAUUAACAUGAAACAAUAUUGGGAAACUAGAAUGGCGUCCAUUGACGACCGUUUAACAGAAACAGCUUUUAGAUAUUUCAGAACAAAAGCCAUUGGCAAUUUACUUGAGCUAUCAGAUGCCAUGAACUUUAUAUUUGUUCGUGAAAUGUUUUACAGACUUUAUCACUCAGUAGAAAUGGUCUCAUGUUCGCAUCUGCGUAAAUCGAUAUUCACUCUCAAUUAUCCUGACAUUGAUGAAAUAAUGAACACUCAAUGUGUGACAUUCAAUAACAAACAAAAUUUAGAAAAUUUACUGGUAGACGACCUUAGUGCCGAAUUUGUUACGACUCUCUCCAACGGUGAGAGCCAAUUUUUCUGCAUGUCAGAAUGCUUGUGGAAAAUCAAUGCAAUAGGAGAAAUGAUUAGAAACAAUCAUGCUACCAUAGAUGAUACUCGCUAUGAGACGCUCUUUUCAAUGACUCUGAAAGCACUAGCUAAUAACAUGACAUUGCCUCCUGAGUUUCUUGUCAUGAUGUGCAAGUUCCUAAUUUGUUAUCAUCCUGAUAAGAAUACAUUCACACGAAUAAUUUUCACAGGAUGGCCAGAUUUGCAGAGGAUUGAACAGCAAUUGAAAACCUACAAGGACAUGAGCUCUUCCCUAUAUCGCUUCUGUGUGGACUUGUUACAUUCAAUGUAUUUAUAUUCCAAUCUUAACGACAAUCAAAUCGUGAAUAACUUUGACAUCAACAAUUACAAUAUCGAAUCUGCAUUUAUUCCUCGAUACAUGACUUUAGCUUCCAAAACUCUUCGCAAGUUCCUCGAAUCGACCCAAAUUAAAUUUGGACAGCCCAAAGACGUUGACAUUGGAUUAAUAAUCAAUUCCAAGCUAAUGUUGACACUUUUGAGAAAUGCUAACUUCUCUCUUUGCCAUUUUAGCGAAUCAAAUUCCAACAUUUUGGUAAUUCCUGCUAUUAAGCGAUGUAUGAAGAUAGAAACAAAACUUGAACUGCUUCAAAAAGAAAUUAACAAUUUACAACUCAGAGAUCAAGAAUGUAUUCCAAUCGUAAAUAGGUCAAUGGUUAUUAUGAAACCAUUAAACGCUUCUGCAAAAGAUAGACCUCGAUUUGAGUACUUGGCCAAUGAAUCAAUUUUAACGAGCGUGCUGAAUUAUAUGAAUCGUCAACACUCGUCAUUGCUUAGCUUGUCAUUAUCAAAGAGCUAUCGUUACUUCUUCCCCAUACUUGAUGAACAAUUAAGCGAAGGUAGAAACAUUCAUGGAAAUUUGUUAAUUCUCCAAGAUUCUUGUAGAGAAAUUAAUCGAGCCUUGUCGACAUGCAUGGAUGAACAUUCACGGCAGAAUAUUUAUUUUGUUGCUGGCUAUUUAAUUGGAGUUUGUAUAUUAAGCAAGUACAUUCUUGGUCCUGUCAAUCUGGACAAGCGUGUUUUACAACUCUUUCUGAAUGAAACUUCUCUAACUGGAUACAGCGUACAUGUCGAAGAGAGCACAAGCAAACAGUUACAAGUACUUUAUGAGUGCUUUAAUUCUGGUAUUAGAAUGGUACUUCAUGAUGAAAUUGUGAACACCUUAAAGAUUCUCACCUCUGAAGAAUUCUUAGCUCUUCUUGGAGAUGAAGCAACGAUUGAACGACAUAUCUCCUUAAUUAUUGGAAACAUUGAACGUGAUACGACAGUUUCGUUAAUAGAUAGCUCAAAUUUCGUCUUUAAAUUGGUGAAGCCAACACUGAACGAAGAUAAGUGUUUGAGUGCCACGCUUGUAAAUUAUUUUAAUGGCAUGUUCAUGCACGAUACAACUCAUGCUGUCGUCACUGUGACUGUUAUUCCAGCUGAGUACACACAUAUACAAAUCAAGCCUCACAAAAGAAUUAUCGAAAUUCCACUUCGUUCUACUAAGGAUGAAUUGAUUUUGCUAUUAAGACAACAACCGCAUAUUUCUUUUGAGUAA